This is a messenger RNA of Durusdinium trenchii, 2445 nucleotides long. The record is from the annotation of a GenBank genome assembly. Lineage: Eukaryota; Dinophyceae; Suessiales; Symbiodiniaceae.
AUGAUGAUAGCAGGCGGCGCCGAAGACGCAGAGGAAGGCCGCGGCAAGCGACAGCACAAGCGGUUCCGAGACACGCGGUAUAGGGCCACGCACAUCCAAGCCUCAGUGAUCCCCAAGCUACUUCAAGGUCACGACGUGUCGAUCCAGUCCGAGACGGGUUCGGGCAAAACGCUGGCCUACAUGCUGCCUGCUGCACAUUGCGCCUGCGAACGUACGUUUGGUGUCCCGACAGCCGAAGAGGACGAAGAUGAGGAGGGCGGUGACGCCGACUUCAAGGACCACCUCUUUGAGGUCGAGGAUGAUGAGCCGAGCAGCAGUGUGUGCUACAAAGUUCUGCACCCCGCUGAUGGGAAUACCACCAAGCUGCUCAGCCGCCCAGAGAAAUAUGCCACACCCACCGGACAGCGUGUGCGCAGUGGGGAUGAGUUUAUGAGCAGGAGCAGUGCAGGUUCACCAUUGGACAUACAGUUCAUCGAGCUGGCGGAUGGCCGGGGCUGGUACCCCUGGAAUCGUGGCGACCUGCGCCAGAGGUUCGGCCUCACGGCCGUGCAGUACAGCAAAGGUCAGCGCGUGGAGGCGAAGGAAGAGAUCGUCUAUGGCUCUGGUGACGUGGUUCGGAGUGGAGAGAAAGGUACCAUCGAGCGGUUGUUGCCCUACGUGGGCGUGAGAUGGGAUGGGCUUCCUGGGGUCAAAGCUAUUCCAAAGCCACGUGAAAUGUUGCAGGAUGAAAGGAAGGUCCUGACAAUGAAGCAGAAGUGGGCCAGUUGUGCGCCCGACACCUUGAUUUUGACGGCGACCCGGGAGCUCUGUGAGCAGGUCGCAGAGGUUGCAAGGCAGCUAGGGAGAAGGAUGCCAGAGCAAGUACAAAAGAACUGGAAAGUGGCCGUCGCAGUAGGUGGGCCACCGGGUGUCGGCAAGAACCUGACACGCCAGCGCGAAGAAUGGCCCUUCCCGAAGGGGCCGGAUGCUCCGGAUGUCCUGGUGUCCACACUGGAGUUCAUGGGCUACUUCUUCCACCGGAAGCACAUCCCUUUGUGGGCGAAUAUUCGCUAUGUGGUCUAUGAUGAGGUCGACAACCUGGUCUCCGGCACCCGCUCGAAGUUUCUGGAGCGGAUCAAAGUCAUGAUCCUUCGAGCUCAGCGGACCGAGGGCGCCCGCGUGCAGACCGCUUUGGUUGGCUGUGUCAUGCCAAACCAGGGAGGCAAGUCCACACGAAUGCUGAUCAACCGGUGGAUGCCCCACGCCCUGCGCACGGCGGAGAGGCCGGACUUGUUCCACCGGAGUCAUCCCAUGGUGCCCAUGAAGUGGCAGUACGCCCCUGAGGGCUUCGAUGAGAAGGUCCGCUUGCUGCUGGACCAUUUGAAGAAAGACAUCGGAACCUACAGAGACAGGAAGACCGGAAAGAUGUACCUUAAGCAGAAGACACUCGUUUUUUGCAACAGUACCCAGACAGCAGCAAAGCUGGCCGAGCUGCUAGCAACCACAUAUCAUUUCCGGAAGAUCGGGAUCUUUGUGAAGUCCAUUGGCUAUGAUGAGCGACGGAAGCGAUUGCACCUGUUCAGAGAGGGUAAGAUUACCCUCAUGGUGUCCACUGACCUCUUGGCCCGUGGCAUUGACAUCCCAGACCUGGCGAAUGUGGUGCAAUUCGACUUCUCGAGGAACGUAGUGAAUCACUUGCUGCGAAGCGGCCGAGUGAGCCGCGCGGGCUCCCGUGGACGCGUCUUCAACAUGUACGAUGAUGAUGAGCAGGGCGGCCGGGACUUGGCGGAAGCCAUCCAAGAGUUGGGCUCUGCUCCGUUGGACAGCCUCUUCAGUCGACGUCGGGGUUUCCGACACAUGCUGCAGCGCACGGAGGCAUUCCGGCAGAUGCUCCUGAUGCAGGGCCUGCCCCUUCCACCUCAUUUGCAGGGGCCCAGUCCAGUUGCUGGACAGCUCUCGGAGAGAAGUGAGGUGGAUGCUCAGGCGCUCCUUGAUGAUAUUGAAGAUGAGGAUUCGGAAGACGACAUGUAUGCAGCGUAUGUCUCGGACAUGCUGCCACGGAGUCUGCAAGGUGUCCUUUGCCUUGCUGCAGCGGGAGUGAGAUUGAUUGGCUGAGGGUGUCUGGAAGUCCUAUAUAUGGGAAAGAUGCCCGUUCGUUUUUGCUUGUCAUUGCAAAACGUCGGUUUCAAAUGCCUUUGGAGAGUUGGUCUGUAUCUGUUGGUGACACGUUGAACAGCCUUUGGUUUUCUUGGGGGGAUAUUAAAACCCAUCUUCAAAGGUUCUUCAAUCGUAUUCAUCAAUCCCGCCAUGACAAUGUCUCCAGGGACAUGUCCAGUUCUCACUUUCCAUCCGUUCAUAUCAGUCCUUGACGGCGGCUUCAAUCAGCCUUGACAGUGGUUCAUUCAACGCAGCAAAAAACCCCGUUCUACAUGUUCCUGGAUGGCUAAAUGAAGCUACAGUCGCAAG